GAUCCAACCCACGUUUCAGCCUGGACGCCUGCCUGGACAAAGCUCGCCAGCACGGAUUCUUAGUGGACGAAGAUCGACCCGAGUGUGUGGCAGCCAAAGCAAAGGCAAAGGAGCUGGUGACCCUUCUGAAGAAGGAGAAGCUGUCUGAGAUCAAAUCCCAGCUCCUGCCCCUUCAAGGAAAACUGUGGCACCAGUGGUGCAAAAAGGACAAAGAACUCACUCGCUUGCAGGAGAAGGGGAACAGGAGCAUCGAGCGCCAUAGGAGUCAAAUUGAAUCUGAUAAGGCAGCAAUAAGAAGAAAGCAACAAGAGCGAGCUUCCCCGCUCAACCAGCUGAUGAAACCAUUCCUUGGCUUUCUCCAGUCACAGCCAGCAGAUACCAAGAAAUACUUCCUGCAGUGGAUGAAGGUCUUUAUGGAUGACCUGUCCUCCGGUCGCCUUGAGGAACUGAGGAGAGACUAUCACAAGUUAUGGUCUGAAAUCCUGGAAAAAAAGAAAAGCAAGGGAAAAACCAAUCCAAACCCUGAGUUGCUGAGUAGGUUGGAGGCCCUCUCUGAUGAAAUCAACGAUUCAUCUGUUGGCCUGGAGCAUCUGUUGAGAGAGGUAGGGCAGAUCUAUGAAGCUCUGCACUUAAGGAACUCAAAGAAUGAAAAUGUUGUCAAACUGUCCCAAAUGGCAGCAGAGCUGAUGGUUUCGGGGUAUCCUGUGGAGCUGAUGGAUGGGGAUGCUUCUUACCUGCCCCUGCGCUGGGUGGGAGCAAUCUUUGACAGCCUCAUUGAGAGGCUGGGGGACAAACGAGUGUUUGUUCUCUCUGUGCUCGGCCUGCAGAGCACAGGGAAGUCAACCCUGCUGAAUGCCAUGUUUGGGCUGCAGUUCAAUGUCAGCGCGGGGAGAUGCACCCGGGGAGCGUUUAUGCAGCUC
Molecule: messenger RNA, 920 nt
Organism: Neopelma chrysocephalum (saffron-crested tyrant-manakin)
Lineage: Eukaryota; Metazoa; Chordata; Aves; Passeriformes; Pipridae
Product: interferon-induced very large GTPase 1-like
Exons: 1
Molecular function (GO): GTP binding
Source: RefSeq, a predicted model, not a curated record